AUGGGCUCGGCGGUUCCAGCGGGUUACGCCAACGCACAGAUGCGCACCGUGGUCAUCGAUGGGUUUCGUUCUGGGGCCAUGCCGUUCGAGGGCGAUGGCGACGCGCAGCGGAAAGAUGUCAAGGUCACGCCAGCGCACGUGGCAGCUGCAAUGAGAGCGCAGAGCGCCGCCGCUGCACUGGACGAGCGCAUCGCAGACGGGCCCAUCGAUGUCGCCAUCGGCGACGGAACCAUCGAAGAGAAAUUGCAAGGCGCAAUGGAGGCAAUGAAAGGGGGGGCCAUGGAUGACAAGACGGCUGACCUUGGGUUUGCGACGUUCUACGGCCUCAUCCUUGAUUGGGGUGUCAAGAGGGUCCUAGCGAAGGUGAUCACAGCCGCCAAGUUGCUCGCGUACCAGAUGGCCAUCACCCGAGGGCGCAUGGCCGACGCCGGGAACAUCGCCGAGAAGCGGGAUCUCAACGGCGGCAAGGACGUGAAGGAACACGAGCUGGAAAUGGUCAUGAAGGAGGCCGACGUGACCCAGCGGGGGGCGGGUGCGGCGCAACGCACGGCGCGGCGCCCGCUAGGAGAG
Molecule: messenger RNA, 570 nt
Organism: Prorocentrum cordatum
Lineage: Eukaryota; Dinophyceae; Prorocentrales; Prorocentraceae
Source: the annotation of a GenBank genome assembly